AUGAAUUACCAAGCAAUUACCGAAAUUCCAGAUAGCAAUACGAUAUUCCAUGACACCAUUUUUAUGAGAAACAACAAACACGUCUCGGAGCAAUGGAUUCGUAUUGGCGAAUUGUACCCCAAUGGUGCGAAGGAAUCAUUGCUCCCGGAGACGUUUGCACGCGAACAGUUCGGACAAGGAAGUCACUAUGAGUGCUUCAUGCUUUCUGCCCUCGCCACUUUAGUAAAAUUCCCCGACAUCAUUCGGAACUGCUUCGUGUCGAGGAAUGUGCGGCGUGACGGGAGGUACACUUUUCAGUUCUUUCGUGACAAGGAAUGGGUGAAGGUUGAAAUUGAUGACUCUGUUAUGCUUGAGGAUGAUGAAGUUUUGUUCAUCCGAUCACCCACUAGUCAUUGGUGGCCGCUACUGUUUGAGAAGGCUUAUGCGAAAUUCUACACCAGCUACGACAAUUUGGAGGGUUGUACCUUACAGGAGGCGUACCAUGACUUAACUGGCAACCCCGUGCUCAACAUCCCCAUGGACGCGAGGCUUGCCAAGGCUGCAGGUGUGGAUGUGACUGGAGGUCAGUAUUGGCUUGACCUCGCACAGAAGCUGCAAUCCGGCCAGUUUGUUGGUUCGCUGCUGACGAGGGAAACGGACCUUGAGUCGAUGGGCUUGCAGAGUGAGCAACAAUACGGGAUACUAGAGAUUUUUUCGCUAACUGGGACAUCAUCUGUAAGCGACAUUGUGAUUCACCUAUACAACCCAUUCGAGGACGAGGAAUUCACGUACAAAGGCCCGCUGAACAGUAAGGACACGGAGUGGACCCCCAAACUCCGUGAAAAGUAUAACGUGGAUGAUACGCACUCCAUAUUUCUUCCGCUACACGUUGCCCUGAAGAUCGUAAAUUCGGUGCAACUUUGCUACAUAUCCCCUAUUGAUGGUGACGCGACGUAUUUUGAUGAUGAGUGGAAGGGUGAAACUGCGGGAGGGAACCCCACGAGUGUAACAUGGCGCAAGAACCCCCUAUACUGCGUCAGGAACGCUGGGAUCAACCCCGUGGAACUGGUUGUCGUGAUUAAGCAGAAGGAUCAACGACGUUACAUGUCUUCUGAGGAGCGAACCAUGUACCUUCAAUGUGGCAUUGUUGUUGUUCAGAGUACCACAGUCACACAAAUACCGACAUAUUUUGUAACAGGGAACAAUCACAAAGCAAUACACAAGAGUUUGUUCCUAAACUCUCGUGAAGUGUCCAGUUUCGUUCGGAUACCACCUAAUUCCUUGUGCUACCUUGUACCUUCUUGCAUGAAGAAGGGAGCGGAGAGUGCAUUUACGCUCGCACUGUACCGAGUGAAACUUCAAGACUACAGCAAUAUUCUGAUUAAGAAACUUGAGGUCCCCUCUAUGGAUUGGGGACAUUGUGCCAUUGGAAAGGUUACGUUGGAAACAAAAGUGAAGGAACGGGUUGAUUUUUUUGUUGACUGCCCUACUGACAUUCACAUUUUGAUGCAUCAAGAAAAACCGUUUGUGAACAAAGUUGGUGGUGAUAUUACAACUCGGGAUUACGUUGGUGUCUACCUUUAUGAUGACACGGACCGUAAGAUUGGAGGUGUGCACGCUGCGACGAAUUUCAGGGAAACAAGUGUCUUGCAUCGCCUUCCUCGUAGUGGUCGUUAUGCUAUUUCAAUUACGUGUCCCCGGGCAAGUGGUGAAGUACCCAUUGCUCUCACAAUUGUUGGUUCUCCUGAUGCUAAUGUUCGUAUUGUUGAGGCUCCUGAUGAUGCCUCCAUGUUUGAUGAUGAGGAUGAUAUUGCAGAGGGUGAUGAGGAUGCUACUGUUUCUAAUCCCAUUGACUACAUUCCUGUUGCUGGUGGAGGGCAGGUGUUCACUGAGGUACCCGAUAGUACGGUCCCAUUUGAAGAUAAACGUUUCAUGGUUGAUAAUAAGAUUAUGACGAAUGAACCGUGGAUCCACAUUGGUGACCUUUAUCCUGAGGGAAAGACGCGCUCACUUUUGCCGGAGCGUCUGAGUCGUGAGCAGUUUGAGCAGGGUGAACACUUCGAGUGCUGUUGUCUGACCGCUUUUGCAGCGCUGGUGGAGCACCACCCCAACGUAAUUCGUGACGCGUUUGUGACGAAGGCUGUACGACGUGACGGACGGUACACGUUCCGGUUCCACCGCUACGGUCAGUGGGUGAAGGUGGAGAUUGAUGAUCGUAUUCCCCUUCUUGGUGGGAAAACUUUAUUCUGUCGAUCAUCUGAUGGUUAUUGGUGGCCACUACUACUAGAGAAGGCGUAUGCUAAGUUCUACACACUAUACCAAAAUAUUGAGGGAUGUACGCUGCGGGAACUGUUUUACGACCUAACAGGGCUUCCUGUGCUUAGCAUUCCGAUGGAGUUGAAACUCGCGAAGGCUGUACUGUGUGAUGUUGAUGAUGUGAGUUUUUGGGUUGAGCUCAGUGAGGGUCUGAAGGAUUGUGCGUGUGCUGCCGUUGCACGCCCCGGUUUCGAUGACACCCUUGGUUUGUCCAAUGGGCAAGAGUACGCUGUCCUUGAUGUGGUAUCGUUAACGGAUGGUGAGGCCUCUUCCAUAUCUGAUCUUGUUGUAAAACUUCAUAAUCCGUUUCUGGAGACUGAGUACAAAGGCCCUAUGAAUGCAAGCGAUGCUGCGUGGUCGUCUGAGCUGCGUACCCGUCUAUGUCCGGAGCGACGGGAUACUAUCUACAUUCCCGUGGAAGUUUUCUGCAAUGCAUUUCUCACUGUGGAGAAAGUUAUGGUGCGUGGUCUUAUUGUUCCCGGGUGGCAAUUCAACAGUGAAUGGGGUGAGGGCACGAACGGUGGCAAUCCAACACUUGUGACGUGGCGUGAGAACCCCAUUUACGUUGUGCAGAACACUGCGGAUACCCCGUUACAGAUUAUUGCAAUGAUUGGGCAACCUGAUCAGCGUCGCGUGCUACACCUUCUCCCCGAGCAAGAGGUAAACUAUGUUCAAUGUGGGUUGGUUCUUUCUCAGUGUACAUGUAGCAAUCCUGUACCAACAUAUUUGGUGACGAGUAACAACCAUCGUGUUGUGCACAAGGGUCUGUUCGUGAACUUUCGUGAGUCGGCGAAUAUUGUUACCAUUCCAGCUAACUCUAUGUCGUACCUAAUUCCAAGCGCGAUGUUUCGUGACAAAACGAAGUUUCUUCUCUCAUACUGGUUUCAAAAAUUGCCUGACAUGAAAUUUAUCAAAAUCAGUCGUAUCAAUGUGAGUGUUGCGCGGUCACUACCUGCAAUUGAGCACCUUGAGCUGCAUAACCAUGAAAAGAAACGCGUGGAUUUUCUGGUUGAUGUUCCCACUGAUAUUCACAUUCUGCUUCGUCAGGAGAAACCUUGUGUGACGGUCCGUACGCACGAUGCUAUGGCUGAUGACUUCCUAGGGAUAUAUCUGUACAACGAGGAUGAAAAGCGUAUUGAUGGUGUGACCGCUGCGACGAACUACAGGGAAAUGGGGCUUGUUCACCGGCUUGCCACUGCGGGGAGAUACGCUCUGUCGAUCACGUGUCCUCGGGGAACCGGUGUUGUGCCGUGCCGUGUGGAGAUCGUUGGCGUGGAAGAUGCGAAGGUGCGUAUCACCGACCCACCUGAGGAUGCUGGUAAUCUGUGUGAGGUUGACCUUCGCUUUCUGGGUUCUGAAGCUGAGGGUGUGCCUCUUGAAGACCUUCCGCUCGAUAGUGACGCCGAUUUGCAAGCUAUAUUGGAAGAACUGAGACGCCUGCACGGAGACAUUGAUGCGAAUGCUGAGCCAAUUGCAAAACAUGAGAGGAUGAUGAGUGACCGAGUUCAUAAGAUGGCGAGGCAGCUUCUUGCUAAGGAUCGUUCGAAGUACUUACCAGGAUACGAUCUUCAAACGGUUAAUUCCAUACUUGACGCGGAGCCACAUUUUGUCGUUUUAGAGCGCGAUCGGUACCACCUAAAGGGUGAUCCCAGGAAUGCCACGAAGGUUCGGAAUGUAGAGAGAAGCCUUCUUACUCUCGCUAAUGAAAUUCUGGAAAAACACGAUGACCCUGACUUAUCUUUCCUUGGAGCCGAGGUGGAAGGAAUUCCCACCCUGGAUCUCACUCUGAUGAGCGACUCUUCAUUUUCUGAGAUGGCACGUGAGCGCAUGCAAUUAAAGCGGGAUCCCAUUGCUAAUGCGAGUCGUUUGGCUGAGGUUGAAGAUAGUAUGGUGGCACGUGCGAAUGCUAUUGCCAAGGAGAUGCAUUUGAGAGAGCGGCGAUAUCUGAACCCUGAGCCUGAGGGUGUCCCCCUUGAGUUGCUUCCUUUAAACGAGGACGAAGUUGUGAGUGAGAAGGAGGACCGCCUCCGUGCGCUGAAUCGUAAGGAGCGAAAAGACGAGAAACUGUUACGGAGUCUUGAGGACGUGAUAGCGGACCGUGUACACGAGAUCGCGAGGGAGCUGAAGCUGAGUGAACGUGAUCUGUUCCUUGAUCCCACUCCAGGAGGUUUCCCUGUAGCGCAGCUUCCGCUGGACGAAGACGAUGUGUUUCAUUCACUCGAAGUGGAGCGACUGCAACUGCGACUGCGUCAGGAUUCCCUUGCGAAUAAGACAUCAGAGAUCAAAGAACUUGAAAGUUGGUUGAACCGUCGAGCGUGUGAACUUGCGCGUGUGAAGGUAGAGGAGGGUCGAGCGUUUCUAGACCCUGAACCUCUGGGGUUCCCACUUACCGACCUUAACCUUGACGGAGAUAGUGAGUUUGUCAAGCUGGAAUCGGAACUUCGUAAGUUGCGUUGGGAGCCGCGUGUGAACAGCACUGCUAUGAGGACUGUGGAGGAGGAUAUUGCUCGCGUUGUAUACCGCAUAGCACUGAGGAAAACGUGUCUCGAUCGUGACUAUCUUGACGCGGAAUAUGAGGGUCGACCUGUGCAGGGGUUGCCUCUGAAUGAUAGUAAGGAGGUGCUUGCGAUGGAGACGAGGCGCCGGGUGUUAAUUAACGCGAAGGCUGACCGUGACGAAAUCGGUGUUGCAGAGAAUAUGAUACGUGAUGCUGUGCGUGAGAUCGCUCGCGCUCUGAAUGUGGGCGAGCGCUUGGACUACUUGGAGCCAUGCCCAAGAGGUGUCCCUGUAGAAGACCUCCCCCUUGACAUGGAUACGGAAUUCCACGAGCUUGAGGUGCAUCGGCAACGUCUCAAGUGUGAUGCGAAGAAACAGGACACAGUAAUAAUGGAUGUGGAGCGUGCACUGAAUGAUCGUGCGGAAGCCCUUGCGAGGGAGCACUUGUCGAGUGACCGUGGUUACUUGGACCCAGCAUCUGUUGGUGUGCCGCUUCGUUUGCUACCACUUGAUAGCGAUAGUGUGUUCCAGGAGCUUGAAAUUAAACGUGCGCUACUGAAGAAGAACCCUCAGAGGAACGGACGUGCCAUCUCGGCUUUGGAGGGUGGCCUGAACGAGCGUGCACACGUUCUUGCUACGGAAAUGAAGCACGCGGAGCGAUCGAAAUUUAUGGACCCUAACCCUGGUGGUAUUGCCAUUGAGGAUGUUCCUAUUGAUAACGACGAGGUUUUUUGUGAUCUUGAAAUUCGUCGGUUUGGUUUGUGCGAGGACCCGCAUGCUAAUAUAGCAGCGAUACGAAAUCUUGAAGAUGCGAUGAAUGAGAGGGUGAUCGAACUGGCUGAUAAGAUGCGUUGUGAGAUCCGCAUGUUUCUGGACCCGAUGCCAUUGGGGGUGUCCUUAGAUGAGCUGCCCCUUGACAAUAACGAGAGCUUUGUUGCGAAAGAAGCUGAACUGCACAAGCUUCGGAAGGACCUGCGGGCAAAUGGUGCCGAUGUUGCUUUGCUGAAGUCUGACUUGAACGAGUUAGCCAAGCAGAUGGCGGCGGAGAUGAUUUCUAAAGAUCGUGCUUUUCUCUUCCCUGAGCCUGAGGGUCGUCUACUGGAGGAAUUGCCUCUAGAUAGCGAUAAGGAGUUUCGUUCUCUUGAAAAGCAACUACGGCUUCUUUGUAAGGAGUCUCCUCCUGAGGCACAGAAAAUUGCUGCCAUUGAGGAGUUGCUGGAUGGUCGUGCGCAUCAGCUUGCUAAAAUGAAGAACUGUGCGGAGCGGAAGGAUUACCUGAUUUCUCACCCUUGUGGUGUACCUUUGGAUGAUGUGCCACUGGACAAUGACGAUGAAUUUUCGAUGCUUGAAGUGAAACGAGCUGCGCUAAUGCGUGACGUGGUGGGUAACAAGGACUCAAUUGCCAGUGUGGAGAAGGCCCUGAAUGGGCGAGCGGAAAAGCUUGCGUUGUUAAAGUUGCGUAGUGAGAGGUCGUUUCUCGAUCCUGAGCCUCAUGGCAUCCCAUUGCAUUGUGUACCUCUUGAUGAUGAUGAUAACUUUCAUUUGCUAGAGGUGGAGCGCUUGACAUUGAAGGGUCUGAACAUUCGCGAGAAUGAUCGUAAGUUGGUGGGUGUGGAAAAUGCCAUGAGGGACUACGUGAAUGAUUUAGCCCUUGAGGUGAAGCGAAAAAUGAGAGAGGAUGUUCUUGACACCUCACCUGAUGGUCUUCCGUUGUCGGUGCUUCCUCUUGACAAUGACUUACCGUUUAUUGAGUUGGAGAAUGGAUACAUUAAAGCUGUUUUUGAUGCUAAGGAUACUUUGAAAAUCCAGGACCUUGCAGGGGCGAUGCGAAGACGUUCUGAGGACAUAGCACGUAAGCUGCGAAGUGAUGUGAGGUUAUCUCUCGAGCAACACCCACUCGGCUUUACUCUAGACGAGCUUCCCGUUGACGAUAGUGAAUUAUUCUUGGGAAAAGAAAGGGAACUUCUAGAGUUGAAGCAAGAUGGAAGAUACAAUUCCCCAACUGCUAUUGAAAUCAUGGAGGAGCUUAACAGUAUCAUUUUGGACAUUGCCAAAGAACAAGCAAUUAGAGAGCGCGAAUUCCUUGACCAAGAACCGGAAGGUCGACAUAUCACUGAGUUGAAUCUCGAUAGCGAUACGACAUUCCUCGGGUUAGAAAGGCAGAGGAGAUUACUCAAGAAGGAUCCGUUUGCUGAUCGCAGUAGGAUUGUAGACUUGGAACAAAUGCUUAACGAUCGUUCGCACGAACUGGCGAAAAAGCUCAACUCCCUAGAUCGACCUAAAUUCCUUCCCGUCGCCAUACGUGGUGUGUUACUGUCUGAACUUCCCCUUGACAGCGAUGCUGAAUUUACCCGACUUGAAGUUGAGCGCAGCUCUCUCUAUCGCGAUCCCGUACGAAACGCAUCAACAAUAAACCAUGUGGAGGAAGCCUUGAAUAUCCGAGUAGCGGCUAUGGCCGACGAAGUUGUCCGCCAGGAUCGAAUGUUCUUGGGCGAGGAUGUUGAAGGUGUUUGUGUGCGUCACUUACCUCUUGAUGAUGACGCAGAGUUUCGUGCCCUAGAAACCAAGAGGGCGACAUAUAAAAGUUGUGGUUCUCGCAUGGGCACGAAGGCUAUCAAAGACCUUGAGGAUCAGCUGGGAGAUCGUGCAGCUGAGCUCGCCCGCACUGCAAAGAAGGAACUUCGCAACCUUCUCGGUACAGAACCCCUUGGUGUCCCACUCAGUGAUCUACCAAUUGAUGUGGAUGGUCGGUUUCGUGCGCUUGAAGACAAUUAUCGUGAUCUUUCUCGUAACUCUGCGAACGGAGGGAAGCUUUGUGAGAUUAUUCUACAGUUGAACGAACGUGCGCUUGAACUGGCGGCGGAGUUGCACACCAAAGAGCGAGUUGUGCUAAGUCAAUGUCCUGGAGGUAUUCCACUGUCUGCACUUGCGCUGAAUGAAGAUGAAAUGUUCAAAGCUCUCGAAACGGAAGCUCGGAAGCUUAGGCAUAGUACUGCUGGUCGAGGUCGCAACGCCGCUCGUAUUUCUGAACUUGAGAGCGCGAUGAAUGAGCGGGCGAUGGAACUGGCGAACCAGUUGCGUAGGACAUACUGCGACGCCGCUCCUGAGGGGAUUCCACUGGAGCUACUUGGCUUGGGAGGGGUGGAGGAGUUUACGAAACUUGAAGAUGCCUUGCGUGAUGCGACGAAGGACCCCGUGAAGAAUCGUGAGAUAAUAAGUGACAUUGAGUUUGAACUGAACAGCCGUGCACACGUUGCUGCGAUGGGACUUCUGGAAGGCGACCGCGAUUACCUUGAAUGUGAAACCAUGGAAGUACCACUUUCUGAUUUGCCUCUGAAUACGGACAGUGUUUUUCGUGCGCUUGAGGUGGAGCGAGCGGUGCUGAAGUUGAGAGAACCUCACCGUGGCGCUCGUAGAGUCCGGGAGUUGGAGUUGAAACUCGUCGAGCGUGCUCACAGGCUUGCGGAAGAACUGAAAGAGGAGGAUCUGAGUGGUCUUGAUGGUGAGCCUGAGGGUGUAUCAUUACGUGCACUGAAACCACACAACGACUCUUUGUUCAGUGAGUUUGUUGGAGCGAUGCGAAAACUGAAAAGGGGACCGAAGAGAAACACUGUUGCUAUUGAGGAAUUGCGGGAGCGUAUGAACGAGCGUGCGCACGAGUUGGCACAGGAAAAAUUGAAGGAUGACCGGGAGUUUCUGGAUCAGUGUCCGGAGGGUGUUCCGCUUAGUGACCUUCCCUUGGGUACAGAUCCUCUUUUCCACAAGCUGGAGACGGAACGCGCGAGGUUGAAGGAGCGUGACGCUGCUCGGAACAUAACCCACAUCCACGAACUUGAGAGUCGUCUGAAGGAGCGCGCAGUUGAGCUGGCAAAUGAACAGAAAGGUCGUGAUUUGAGCGAACUGGAGCAGUCGCCGUGCGGCGUGCCUAUAUAUAUCCUGCAGUUACACGAUGAUCCCGUGUUGCAGAAGAUGCUGAACAAAAUGCGUGGAUUGAGGAACCGCGGCGUCACUGGUCCCGAGUUUGUCGCACUCAUUGAUGAAAUAAACAACUGUGCGAGGGACGCUGCCGAGGAGCUACUGCUGCGGGACCGUGAGUACCUUGAACCUGAACCUCUCGGUGUACCACUGAGCCUUCUAUCACUCACAACGGACACUGUGUUUCAUGGUCUGGAAGUGCAGCGUGCGGUGCUCAAGGCGCAAAAUGCACGUCGGAACGCAGCGAAGAUUUCUGAUUUUGAGAUGCGUUUAAAUGAACGUGCUGUGCAACUGGCAGAAGUGCAACGGCAGCGGGAGCUGGAGGGGCUUGAUCCCGAACCUGAGGGUAUUCCUAUAUCUGUGCUUAAUCCUCACGGAGAUGUGGAAUUUAUUAAGCUUGUAACUGAGUUGCGUCAAUUGUGUAGUGAGGGCAAUAAUGAGGGCAUGUGUGAUGUGCUGAAGACCACGAUGAACGACGUUGUGCAUGCUCUGGCGAAGCGAUUGAAGGAGGGAGAUCGUGGCUACCUCGACCCUGAGCCCGAGGGUGUUCCGCUGUGUGUGCUGCCGUUGGACACUGAUGUGUUGUUUUUUAGGCUAGAGUGUGAACGUGUGACUCUGAAGGCACGUAAUGCGCACUUAAACGCGAGGAGAAUAUGUGAGUUGGAGGACGCACUCAAUAACCGUGCAGUGGAACUUGCUCGCGAGCAACUGCGGCAGGACGUUAAUGGUGUGGACGAGGCGCCGUGCGGUAUUCCUCUGCAGCUGCUACGACUUCACGAGGACAGUACCUUUCUUGUGAUGGUGGAUGAUAUUCGCACCCUAAGGAAGAAUCCGGAUGCUAACAGCGAGGCGAUUGACGCCGUUGUCAUGUCCAUGAAUGAUCGCGCCUAUGACGUUGCGAUAGCUCAAUUUGACCGUGGUUUCCUUGAUCCUGAACCCGAGGGCGUUCCAUUAUGUAUUUUGCCACUGGAUGACGAUGAGUUGUUCCAUGGUAUGGAGGUGGAGCGGAUUAAACUGAAGCUUACUGAUGCGCGUCGCAAUGCGCAGACGAUUGGCACACUGGAGGAAGAAAUGAAUGGCCGCGCACACGAACUCGCAUUGCAGCAGUUGCGUGAGGAGCUUUCCGGUAUUGAUGCGGCACCUGAAGGCAUUCCCUUGUCAUUGUUGAGGGUGAUGGAAGACCCUGCCUUUGCACUGAUGGUGCUGGAGUUGCGUGACCUCAAGAAGGGCACCCAGGGUAAUGCGGAACGGAUUCGGGAGGUGGAGGACGCUAUGAACAACCGCGCUUACGAACUCGCGGAUGGGCUGCUGGAGGGUGAUCGCAGCUAUCUAGACCCUAUUCCCCUCGGCGUACCCGUCUCGGAACUUCCCUUGUGUUCCGACGAACCGUUUGCCACUAUGGAGGUUGAACGAGCGAGGUUGAAGGCCGAAGACGCACGACGGAAUGCAGCAGGGAUUGGAGAACUUGAGUUGAAACUUAACAACCGCGCGAAGGAACUUGCGUCUGAACAACUAUUACGUGAUUUGGAAGGAUUCCACGACGAGUAUGAAGGGAUUGACCUUGCGCACCUGAGGCCACACGACGACAAAGAAUUUGUCUCCCUUGUACCGGAAUUACGGAGGUUGAAAAGAGAUGGUGACAAGGAAGCUGUUGAGCAACAUAUGCGCAGCAUGGAUAGGCGCUUACGUGAGCUUGCGAAAGAGCUUGUUGGUGGUGAUCUUUGGUUUCUUGACAAGGAACCGGAGGGUGUUCCCUUGACGUACUUACCUUUGGAUGGGGACGAGAUUCUCGACAAAUUGCGCCAUGAACGAGCUCAACUAAAGAUACAAGAUCCGCGGGGGAAUGCUGACAGAAUUGCGGAACUUGAGAGGAAAAUGAAUGAACGUAUUCAUGAUCUAGCGAGGUGUAUAGGAGAUGAGGAUUUUGAUGGUGUUGAGGGAGAGCCUUGUGGCAUUCCGUUGAGUUUACUCUCUCCUAGAGAUGAUGAGGUUGUUGCAAAACUUAUCAAUGACAUUCGUAAAGUGAAAUAUUCUACAGGGGAGAAAAGCUCGAAUGGUGCGCUGAAUAACUUGCAGGUUGAACUUAGCAAACGUGUACACCAACUAGCAGAGGAUGUUUUAAUAAGAGACAGGGUGAAGUACCUAAACCAGUGCCCAGAAAGUGUUGAUAUAUCUUUUCUUCCCCUUAGUACUGACGAACAGUUUCGUGCCUUGGAGUUGGAGCGGGUCAUUAUUAAUAUCCAAUCGAACGGUGACGACAAACGUUUGGACGGCUUAGAAGAUAUGCUUAACAAGAGAGCGCAUGAGCUUGCAAAGGAACAGCUGCAGGAGGACCUAAGAGGACUGGAACAGGCUCCCCAUGGUGUUCCACUUGACGUUCUUAAACCCCACAGCGACUUACGAUUCAUUAAAGAGGCGGAACAGCUACGGAACUUAAAAAGAGACCCGCUUCGUAAUAAGAGGGAGAUAGAUGACCUUGUGGAGCAAAUGAAUAAUACUGUUGGUGAACUUGCCCUGAACUUACUACGUAGCGAUCGUGACUACUUGCAUUUGGCUCCUGAGGGAGUACCGAUUGAAGAGCUUCCACUGGAGGUCGAUGCAAAGUUUUGUGCUUUGGAGGCGGAGCGUGCAAUGUUAAAAGGCGAGAACAACCCGAAGAAUGCGAGUAUGAUAUUAUCUUUGGAAGAGAAAUUAAAUGAGCGUGCUCGCCAGCUGGCUCAAGAGCAACUACUGGAAGACCUGAAGGAAUUGAGUUCUUUUCAGCAUUGUGUUCCUCUCUCACUUUUAUCGCCUCAUACUGACGUUCAGUUUGCUGCUGAUGUUGCUGAAUUUCGACGACUGAAAAAAGAAGGGGAGCAAAACACCCCUGCCAUUCAGGGCGUUGUCGGGAGACUUAACGCACGUGCGAAUGAGCUCGCGGAAGAGUAUUUGCGUACCGAUCGCGCAUCGUAUCUUAACCCUGAACAACUUGGUGUGCCACUUGACUUGCUAUCUUUGGACACAGACUCUGAGUUCGUGUCACUGGAAGCUGAGAGGCUAAAAUUGUUGUCCUAUCCGGCGGUUAACAAUGAGCAAAUAACUCGUUUGGAAGCUGAGUUGAAUGCAUGUGCCAAAAAAUUGCUUGUUAAAAGAUUGUAUAAAGAAAGGAAUUAUCUGGAUAGGGAUCCACUUGGCGUGUCUCUGAAUGCUUUACCUCUUGAUACGGAUUCGCAGUUUCAUUUCAUGGAGCUGAAGCGGUUGGCUUUGAAGGCAGGAGAUCCCUGUUGUAAUGAAGUCGCAAUCAAUACUUUGGAGGAGAGAUUGAGUGACCGUGCAUACGAGUUAGCAAGGGGGCAAAUUGCGGAAGACUUGAGUGAUCUGAUAAGUGCUCCCAGGGGUAUCCCGGUGAGUCUCCUUCAUCCCCAUAAUGAUCCAGAGUUUCAUGAGAUGGUUGUUAGUGUUCGACUGUUAAAGAGGGAUUCUCAACCUGAUCUAUCGAAACUUAUGAGGCUGGUCGAUGACCUGAACAGGAGGGUAAAGGAGCUUGCAGACUGUGCUGUAGGUACAUGCCGGAGAAAACUCAACCCACUCCCGGAUGGUAUACCCCUGCAGUCGCUUCCCCUAGAUGAAGAUCCAUUAUUCAGUCAGAUGGAGCGUGAUCUCGUUUCAUUGUUCCUUGAAGAUGAGAAAAAGAAUGCCACUCGGAUAACUAAGCUGGAGGACCGCCUCAAUGAACGUGCGGCGAACAUUGCUGUCUCUGUAAAGGCGAAGGAUUUGGAGCAGUUGGAACAGACGCCUUGCGGCAUACCUAUUGAGCUUUUAAGGCCCCAUGAGGAUUCAACUUUCGCCUCACUGGCAAAUCAAUAUCGCAUUUCCAAGCACCUGGGGGGGAGUGAUUCACACGGCGUGAAUGUUGGAACCCUGAACAAAAGGGCUACGGAAAUAGCCAUAGAGCUUCUGAGGGGCGAUCAGAGUUACAUUGAUCGUCAACCUUGUGGGGUUCCUUUUUCCGCUUUGGAAUUGGAGAAGGAUCCCCAAUUCCGCGACUUGCAAGUUCAGCGGAUGAGGAUGGUACUUUCAAAUCCGAAACGCAAUCUCAACAGAAUAACUGAACUUGAGGUACAACUUAACUCGUACGUUCAGAGGUGUGCGCAGGCGUUCUUGGCUGCUGAUCGUGGAUUUGUUGACAAAGAACCUGGGGGUGUACCGCUCGCGGAGCUAGACCUUGACAAUGAUCCUCUCUUUCAUCGAAUGGAGGUAGAACGAGCAAAGUUGAAAAUAAGAGAGCCAGUCAUCAACGCCUAUCGGAUACGUAAUCUGGAGGAAAAAUUGAACGAUCGCGCUCAUGAGUUGGCAGAGGAAUUGUUGGCCACUGACCUUGAGGGAAUUGCGCCCGAACCCGAGGGAGUUUUGUUGGCUUCCUUGCACCCGCACGACGAUGCCGAAUGUGCCUCCCUCAUCGCCGCAAAACGGCGGUUGCUAAAGGAACCGUCCCAAAACAUGGAAAAGAUUAGGGACGUUCAGGAAAAGUUGAACAACCGCGUGUUUCAGUUGGCAAGGGAGGUAAUUUCCAAGCUCCGUAAACAGUUGGUUCAAGAGCCGGAGGGGAUUCCGCUGGAAUUCUUACCGCUUGACGCAGAUAAUACAUUUCGCAGCAUGGAGAGAGAUCUCCUUGCCUUGCAAGCUACUCCUCGACGUAAUGAUAUUAAAGUGGAGACCUUGAGGGGGAGUCUGAACGAACGCGCGUGCGAGUUAGCAAGGGGUCAAAUACAAUGUGGCCGUGGAUUCCUUAACCCACAACCGGAGGGUGUUGAUCUCGAGCACCUUCCCCUUGAUGAAAAUGUGGUGUUUCGAAGCAAGGAGGUAGAAAGGACCAAACUCAAAAGGUGCCCUCACGAAAAUGCAGCCGCUAUUACGCAGCUAGAAAGUGAUCUGAAUGCCCUCGUACACAGCAUCGCAAAAGACAUAAAAUUAUCAGACCGUGCAUUUCUGAACCUAACGUCACACGGUAUCCCGAGGGAAUUGCUACCACUUGAUGAGGAUCGGAGCUUCACGACGAUGGAACGUCGGCGAAGGAGACUGAAACGUGACGGCAACCGUAGGGCCACUGCAAUGAUGAAUCUGGAGGAAAUGAUGCAGGAUCGUGUAGAUGACUUGGCUUUUCGCAUUUUGCGAGGGGAUCGGGGUAACUAUGUCACUCUUCCUGAUGGGAUUGACGCAGCAGACAUUCCUAUAGAUACUGAUGAACGUUUCGGAACCUUGGAGUUGAGGCGCGCAGUCGUAAUGUUACAGGGUUCGGAUGAUUGCAAGGAACAAGUGGGGAAGUUGGAGCACCAGAUGAGCGAGCGACUACAAGAAUUAGUCAGGAAGCGGGUAAAAGAAGACAGAGAUUUCCUUGAUCCGGAACCUGAGGGCAUUCCAUUGAAGGAUAUUCCACUUGACUCCGAUGCCGAGUUUAGGCAUCUUGAGGCGCGAAGAAGAAAAAUCCGUCGCGAAUCGCGUCGUCGAGUAACUAAUGUCGCCGAUCUGGAGGAGGCUAUGAAUGAUCGCGCACAUGUACUUGCAAGGUGUAUCGUCGCUGAAGAUGUCGGGCACCUUCGGCCUGAUUACCGAAGGAUUCCAACCAACGAGCUGCAUCUUCAUAACGAUGACACGUUUAGGUCACUCGCUAGCAAACGUCGGGAGCUGCUACAGGUGGGCGCAGUCACCGUUGAUAUUGCUGCCAUCGAAGACGAUAUGGACAUCCGGGCGCUGCAGGUUGCUGAUGAUGUAGUAGCGGAGGAACGGGCCUUUUUAGACCCACAACCCGGGGGCAUGUUUAUUGUUGACUUGCAGCUCGAUGAAGAUGAAACAUUCUUUGCACUUGAGCGUGAGCGGCGGAGGAUGAGAAAGGAUUUCCGUUUCGCUAAGCGGAACAAGGAGGCCAUUAACGACCUUGAAGUCAGUCUUAAUGAACGUGCUUGUGAAUUGGCAAGGGAGGCGUUUUCAAAACAACGCGAUUUCAUGGAUCAGGAGCCCGAAGGUAUUCCUCUAAAGGAGCUGCCUCUUGAUAAUGACUUGAUUUUUAAAGAUGCUGAAAUUUCUCGAUACGUGUUGUUGAAGGAUCCAAAACAUGCAGCGAAUGAAUUAAUUGCCUUCGAAAACGUCAUGAAUUGUCGGGCGCAUGAGCUAGCGAAGGAGAUCAUUGCAAAAGAUCGUGACUUCCUUGACCUUGAACCUGAUGGCGUCCCUCGAGAAGAGUUGCCGCUUGAUACAGAUGAGAGGUUUCAGGUAUUGGCACAAGAACAUUUUCGAUUAAAAAGGCUGAAUGGAAAUCUGAAGUCCACUGAGGUAAGAGUUUUAGAGGAAAAAAUGAAUGAACGUCUGCACGAACUUGCCAAAGAAUUCCUUCAAGAAAAUCGUUCAUUUCUUGAUUCAGAACCAGAAGGCGUUCCGAUAGCCGAUGUUCCCUUUAGAUGUGACCCUACUUUCGUCGAAAUUGAACGAGAGUUACUAAAGUUGAGCAGGAAUCCGGUGGUGCCCGAUAGCGCGAAGCAAAUCGUUCGUGAUCUUCUAAACAAGAGGUUGCAUGAGAUCGCUGCGGCUUUUUUGAAGAAAGAACGAAUAUUCCUCGACCCUGAACCCUUUGGUCUUCCAUUGGCGUGUUUACCACUUAAUUAUGACCACAUCUUGAAUUUACUUGAACGAAAGCGGCGUGCUCUCAAAAAGAACGGGAGGGGAGAGAUCAAAACAAUUCGCUCCCUGGAGGAAGAGAUCCAAGAUCGUGUUAACGUUAUUGCAGUGGAGUACUUGGAGAUGGAACGGAGUUUUCUUGACCCCCGACCCCGGGGAGUGCCUUUGACCUUACUUCCUCUCAAUGGUGAUUGGCGUUUUCGUAGCAUGGAGGUUGAGCUACGGGCACUACGGAAGAACCAAACGAAAAACCGAAAGGAUAUUGAAAAAAUAGAGGGAGACCUUAAUCUUAGGGCGACGGAACUGGCAGGAGCCUUUCUACAAAAACAUCGUGUUUUUAUCGAUCCUGAGCCCCUUGGUGUGCCCAUUGAAGAAUUACCUCUUGACUCCGAUUCCAUCUUUCACAAUAUGGAGAGUAUGUAUCUUCAAAUGGGACGAGAUAUCCCGAGAGCAGCAGAACUUCGAAGAAUGGAAGAGGAAAUGAAUGACCGAGUACGUGAACUCGCUACCGAGCAUCUUCAGGGAGAACGCGCUUUUUUGAACCAAAAACCUCAAGGUAUACCACUGUGUGACCUAUCGCUUAACAACGAUAGGCCGUUUCGUGACAUGGAAAAGCGACUCCGUGCCCUUCGCAAGCACCCUCGUAGCAACACCGAAGGUAUCAAAACUAUUCAAGACGAAAUGAACCAACGAGUAAAUGCAUUGGCUCGUCGCAAAAUAUCUGAUGAUCGAAGCUAUCUUCCGCUUGAGCUUCAUGGCGUUCCCGUAUAUGACAUUCCACUUGAUGAUGAUAGGGAGUUCAGGGACCUUGAGAUCAAACGGCACAGAGACAAAAACCUAUCACCCGAGGACGCUGUGUUAGUUCAACGGGUUGAAGAAGAACUGGUCAGCCGCGCUCUGGAUAUCGCAAAAGAUUUUGUGUCGAGAGAGCGCUCUUUUCUAGACUCUAACCCACAAGGAGUUCCAAUAAUCCGUCUUCCGUUGAGUACCGAUGAGCAGUUCCGAGAAUUAGAGACGAGGCGCCGCCACCUCAAAAAAGAUCCGAGGAAUGCGGGCAUAGUCGCACUGCUAGAGCAGCAGCUCAGAGCGCGAGCACACGAGCUAGCAGAGGGACUAUUAGGUUGGCAGGAUGUUCAAUUUCAUGAAGCUAACCAUUCCGUAGCGGAGAUGUGGCCGCGAAUCGGUGAGUUGUACCCUGAAGGAAUCCGAAACUCUGUGUUUCCGGAAAUAACACAGCCGGGCGAUACUUCAUCUGCGCCUGGUGAACUUGGCUAUUUAGCACCUUUCAUUGCCGCUCUCAGUCAACACCCGCCUCUAAUUCAUCGGCUUCUGGAAACGAAAACACAUCCCGUUAAUGGUCCAUAUUCUUUCAUCUUUUUUGAUCCGAACAGCAACCCUGUUCGUGUUGACAUUGAUGACCGUGUGCCAGUGGAUGCGAAGUGUGAGCCCAAGUUUACACGCGUGCCACACCGGUCUUGGUACCCGCUGCUGCUGGAGAAGGCAUAUGCGAAGUUUGUUGGUGGGUACGCAAAGCUCGACCAGUGCACACCACACGAAACCCUCCGUGAUCUAACGGGCCGUCCAGUGCUACAUAUCCCUUUUGAUGAUCGACUCGCAGAUGCAGCGAAUACGGGUGACUUCCGAUCUGUGAAAUUCUGGAAGGGGAUUAAAAGGAACCUCGCGGCUGGAGAUGUGAUCACAUGCAUAAGCAACCACGAAAGUGUGGACGGCCUUCACUCUCAAUGCAGUUACGCUCUCCUUAGUGUAAUCGAAACUGUGCAUGAAUCGAAUGAUGUCUCUGACAUCGUGAUCAAAUUACACAACUGCUACUACGAUAGCCCGACAUACGACGGCCCACUGUGUAACGAUGAUGAUAACUGGACCGAUGGUUUGAAGAGACUUUGCCAUUAUAAUCCUGAGGAGGAUGCACUUUACAUACCUGUUCCUGUGUUUCUGCGUAACUUCUCGAGCAUGCAGCGC
This is a messenger RNA of Trypanosoma brucei brucei TREU927, 17397 nucleotides long. RefSeq names its product calpain-like cysteine peptidase, putative. Gene Ontology annotation, cellular component: cytoplasm. Gene Ontology annotation, biological process: proteolysis. The transcript has a single exon. NCBI's taxonomy places the organism in Eukaryota, Euglenozoa, Kinetoplastea, Trypanosomatida, Trypanosomatidae. The annotation marks the transcript as partial. The record is from RefSeq and is a predicted model, not a curated record. Gene Ontology annotation, molecular function: calcium-dependent cysteine-type endopeptidase activity.